UCUGGCAUUCCCAUUACAUAAGAAUUGUCACAUUGAUCAGCUGUUCGCCGGUUGUGCGAUAAUUCUCCACCAUAUUUUUACUUUGGUUAAGUUUGCUACUAUAAUUUUGUAUUAAAAACUUGAGUAAAAAUGUUGAAGACCUGGUGUUUCAAUUCCAUCAACUUACUCAAGAGUUCAGCGACAUUGCAGCAGCAAGUGCGGACCACCUUUGUUCUAAAGCGCAAAUAUGAUCCGUUACUUCAUAAAACUAACGCAAAACCUAAGAAAUUGCGCGCAAAACAUUUUAUUUACGAGCUGGUGGAGGAUACAAAUGUUAAACGUCGACCAAAUUUAGAGCUGGUGCUGAAAACCUAUGUGGAAGGAGUCGGAGAAAAGGGGGAUGUGGUCUCGGUGAGACCAAAUUUUGCCUACAAUAAACUAUUGUUGCCAGGCUUGGCCGUGUACAAAACAGAAGAGAAUAUAAAAUUAUAUUCCAAAACGGAGGAAGAUAAGCAAACAAUAACCCACAGCUCAGCAUUUGCACAGCGCACGAUCAACAACAUUGAACGGUUUUCACUUGCCGUGGUGAUGAAUAAAGAUCAUCCGUGGGUUGUUGAGAAAUGGCAUAUAAAAGCAUCACUGCGCAAGGCAGGUAUCCAUUGCCCCGAAGAAUGCAUCACAAUGCCCGAUGCCGUAAUCGAAGGACCAGAUAUGAAUAAGGAGGGUAAGGUGUUUUAUUGCACUAUAACAGUGAAUAAUAUGGAAAAGGCACGUCUGAGCUGUCGCAUCCAUCACUGGAGUACUGAUCCCAGCGAAAGGCUACCGUAUGUGCCGGAAUACUGGAAACUGCCGACGGAACCUCUAUUCGGCAGUGAAAACUCUAAAGCAGAUAAUGUGGCAAAAGUGGAAGAAAAGUAGACUUGAGAUAGGGAAAUUUAAUAAAUGUCGAGUAUAUAUCGGAAUGGAAAUGAAGAGGAAAAAUAUAUUACAAUCACAAAAAAACAAAAUG
Molecule: messenger RNA, 988 nt
Organism: Anastrepha ludens (Mexican fruit fly)
Lineage: Eukaryota; Metazoa; Arthropoda; Insecta; Diptera; Tephritidae
Gene: mRpL9
Product: 39S ribosomal protein L9, mitochondrial
Exons: 3
Coding region: 130-897 (255 amino acids)
Biological process (GO): translation
Cellular component (GO): ribosome; mitochondrion
Molecular function (GO): structural constituent of ribosome
Source: RefSeq, a predicted model, not a curated record